Messenger RNA from Ostreobium quekettii, 1965 nucleotides. NCBI's taxonomy places the organism in Eukaryota, Viridiplantae, Chlorophyta, Ulvophyceae, Bryopsidales, Ostreobiaceae. The record is from the annotation of a GenBank genome assembly.
AUGGCAGUCUUCCUGACCCUUCUGGCGGCGCUGUCCCUGGCGUGCAUCGCCACCCUGAUCUACAGGCGCGUCGCGCGGCGGCAUCCGGCCAAGGCCCCCGCCGGGCAGCACGCCGCGGCCCCACCGCCCGCGGACGCCCAAGCGGCCGGGGACGGCCGCGACGAGUCCCGUGUGCGCAUCCUGUUCGGCACGCAGACGGGCACGGCGGAGAAGUUCGCCAAUCAGAUCGCCAAGGCGCUGGGCGAGGCGUACGGCGAGGGAGUGACACCGGUGGUGGAGGACCUGGAGGAGUACGCGUUCGCGGGUGCCCUGGCGCGGGAGGCCGUGGCGCUUUUCGUGGUGGCCACCUACGGCGACGGGGACCCCACGGACAGCGCAAUGGAGUUCGACGGGUGGCUGACGGACUGCGAGGUGGCCGGGGAGGCGAUUUUCGAGGGCCUGCAGUAUGGUGUUUUCGCCUUGGGAAACACUGAGUACGAACACUUCUGCGCCUUUGGGAAGAAGGUGGACCGCACACUGGAACAGCUUGGUGCGGAGAGGAUUGUCAAACGGACAGAUGGUGAUGACAGCAGCUGUAUCGAAGAUGAUCUCGAUGACUGGAUUGUCAACCUGUUGGCAGGGUUGGACAAGCGAGGAUUUGCUGAAAAGAGGGUUCAAAGCACGAAUGGUGCUGCCAACGAGAUUGUGCCUGCGUACGAUGUGGUAAUUGCGGAAAAUUGCCGUGAUGAGAGAAAGCUGUCAGCCUAUGACCGGACUGGGACGAGUGGUGGCGGCUCAGCUGGUCACACUGUGAGCCUGGCACUGGUUGACGAGGUUCGUGAGCUGCACAGCAAUUUGUCUGAAAGAUCCUGCGUCCAUGUGGUGCUCAACACAAACGAACUCAACUAUGAGCCUGGGGACCACGUGGCGGUGGUCCCUGAGAAUUCAGAGGAGAUCGUCCAGGAAGCAGCAAAAGUGCUGGGUGUGGAUUUGGACACUGUUUUCACCCUGAAACAGCAGGAAGGCAACCCUCACAAGCUCCCCUCACCCUUCCCUGGUCCGGUGACGUUGAGGACAGCACUCAAGACUUUCGCUGACCUGACGGCAUCACCAAGGAAAUCGGCCUUCCCUGCACUGGCAGCCUUUGCCACAAACCAGGAGGAAGCCCAGCGUCUGAAAUUCUUGUGCUCAGCCGAUGGUAAAGCGGAGUACAAGAAAUGUGUUCUGGACUGUCGCAUGAGCCUGCUGGAACUAUUCCAGGAUUUUCCAUCUGUGAAGCCAACCCUGGGUGCCUUUUUUGCUAGCAUCUGCCCAAGGCUGCAACCACGAUAUUACUCCAUAUCAUCAUCGCCAGCCAUGCAUCCCAACAAGAUCCACAUAACAGCAGCAGUGGUGGAUGAGGUGAAGCCAUCUGGCAGGCCGCACAAGGGAGUGUGCACCAACUGGCUGAAGGUGCAGGCUCCUGGGGCCUUUGCUCUCAUCCACGUUCGCAAGUCUCACUUUCGGCUGCCAUCUGACCCUGAGGUGCCAGUCAUCAUGGUUGGCCCUGGUGCUGGUCUGGCGCCCUUCCGCGGGUUCCUGCAGGAGAGGUCUACACUGCAACAGAAAGGUCAUCAGCUCGGUCCGGCACUGCUGUUCUUUGGGUGCCGCAGCCGAAAGAAGGACUACAUCUAUGAAGAGGAACUCCAACAGUAUCUGGAAGAUGGCGUCAUCACAGAACUGUACACAGCCUUUUCAAGAGAUCAGGAGGAGAAAGACUAUGUGCAGCACCACCUCUUUGCAAACAGGGACAAGGUGUGGGCAGCAUUGAAUGGGGGCCGCAAGGGAGUUUUUUAUGUGUGUGGGGAAGCAGCACACAUGGCCAGGGAUGUGCAUGAUGCAUUGAGAGACAUCGUGCAGCAUUGUCAAAACUGCACAGCUGCAGAGGCAGAGAAUGUAGUUAAGGCACUGGGCGACCAGGGACGGUACCAGAAGGACAUCUGGUAG